AUGGAUGCUGCCAAGUACACCCAAAUUCUUGAGGAUAACCUGUGUCCCUUGGCUAGACAGCUGAGGAUGGGCAGGUCAUUCAUCUUCCAACACAACAACGAUCCUAAACACACCACCAAAAUAACAAAGCAGUGGCUUAAGGAUAAGAAAUCGGCAGCCGUCCUCCUCUUCUACAGUGCUCCUGUUUAUCACCACUGCAUCUUGGAAGCUGUCACUGUGGGAGCAGAGUGGGAGCUGGAGGAGGGCAGUGCUGAUUCUGCUUUCAUGUUUAGACUCUGUUUUGCUGUCUUUUAUCCUGCAGAUGAGAAAGAGGACACAGUGUUAGGAAGUUUGCCGCUGCUCAGUUUCCAGAUCGGGGGACUGGACCCUUUGGAUAAUAUCACCCGCAAGUUUGCCUUUAAGGUGUGGUUGGAGGAGGAGGAGAGUGAGGAUGGAGAGUUGAAAGGUCCAGUUGUGUUUUGCAUGCAGGCGGAGCACACAGGGACCAGGACAUACUUCUUCAGCACAGACAGCCAUGAGGAGCAAGAGGAGUGGAUCAGAGCCAUGACUGAGGCUGCAGAGGUCACCGUUAAGCCAACACAGAGAACAAGCUCAGACACCACAGUUCUCAACCACACCCUGGUGACCCAGGCACCUGACCCCCAAACACAACAGCUUCAACAGUCACACACACACAACGAAACUGAUAGUGGCCCCCCCCUCCACCUUAAGAUCAAUGGGGUAGACAGCCUCGAUACACCUCCACCCUCAACCCCUUGCUCUGAUCAGGAGGGAAAGAAGAACGAUGGGAGAAGAGGAGAAGGUGGAGGAGAAGAUGAAGGUGGAGGACCUGGUUUUUGCCACCCCGCUCUGUCAAACCACCACCCAAAUGGCUGGGGCCACUAUGGCCCUCCCAGCACCAUGCCCCACAAAAGCAACAGCAAACCCCCUCUAUCCAGGAGUCACAGCGGACAUCAUACCCCUCAGGGACAUCCUGGAGUGGCCGUCAGCGUACCACACAACCCCAGGGAACAGCAGGAGAACGUGGUGUUGAGAAGGGGCUUUGUUCCCAGGACAGCUCCAGAGAGGGUGGCCCAGAGAAAGAGCUCCAUGGCCCAGCUGCAGCAGUGGGUCAACCAGCGGCGUGGCGUGGCCUCCCAGGAAGACAUCAACAGCCCAUCUCGUUAUUACCCAGUGAAUCCAGGGGUCUCGGCUGACUACUAUGGCUACCUUGCUGGCCCCCACUAUGUGGAGGAGUACCCUCUCUACCAGCCAGGGGUCCGACCUGAUAGCAUCUGCUCAGUUUCUGCUGUGGGAGGAUACGACCGCCGUUGGACUGUUGAGGAGAAGCGCCGCUCCCUGAGGGAUGGACCCCACCAGUUGUAUGGACAUCCAAUGUCCAGGGAUACAUGGGGGCCACAGUACUAUGGAGGAAUGGAAACCAACAUGAGGCGUCUGUCCAUCCAGCCACGCUCAAGGUCUGUGCCCAGGUCACCGUCCUCGUCAUCCGGGGGCCCCUACUCACCGGUGCCACCCAACUUUGCCUCACCAGCUCGAUCGCCAUCUGCCCACUUCGAUAGGUUUCCAGGAAGGAUGAGGGACGACGCGAUCUAUGCUGAUCCAUCCAUCUACAGCCUGAGGAGAUCUCUCAGCUCAUCAAAAUAUGACUACCCUGGUGAUAGGAGGUCCUUAAGCCAAGGAUUAUACCACUGCAACUACCCUGUAUCCCCUUCCAUCCACAAUAAAAUGGAGGACAUAUUAGACCUUCAGCUCCAGCGUAACCUGGACUACCUAGACCAGCAGGUGCCUCCUUUUCAUGAUGUCUAUAGCAGAGAGUUACACCCCACGCUGAAGCUCAAUGAGAUUGAAACCAGUAAACUCUUGGGUCGACUGUGUGAGCAGAACAGAAUUUUGAAAGACCAUGAGGCUGUUGUCCACAGAUUGAGAAUGGACAAGGAUAGCCUAGAGGAGGCACUGGUGGGAACUCAUCAGGAGAUGGAGCUGUACCAUAACCAGCCUCUGGCCAUGGAAAAGCUGCAGUUCAAAAAGGAAACCCUACAGAACAAGCUCAUCAACAUCAGAGGAGAGCUCUCCCAGGCCUCCAGUGCUUUAACCACCACUCGCAUGGAAUUUGAAGCAUUAGAGGAUGAGGCCAAUGCCAUCCAUGGAGAUCUAUGGGAGCAGCUUAAUGCAGGAGUGCAGAGCGAACUGGUUCGAAGGCACAUCCAGAAAGAGUUUUGGAGAGUCCAGGAUGUGUUAGAAGGAUUGCACAAGAAUAAGUCCUCCAGAGGCACUGACACAGCCAAGCACAGAGUGGCCAGCGGUGCAUCAGGCUCCUUUAGCACAAAUAGUCCUGCCAGUCCCCUGAGCUCAGUAAGCCUCACCAGCCCACUCAGCCCCUUCUCCCCAGUGCCCGGCUCCCAGGCCUCCCCCACCAAACAGCUGGGCCCGGAGGAAAGUGUUCCCCCAAGACCUCCCCUCCCUAAGUCCUAUUACCCUUUGGAUCCUUCCCCCACCUUCCGUCCCUCCACCCCCCCCCUGCCCUUUGACAGCACCGCCUGGCUACGCAGCUUGGGCAUCGAUGAUGGUAACCUUGAUGAUGAAGAUUCUCACAUCAGAAAGUCCAGGUUUGGAGAACAGAACAAUUGCAGUGAUAUGCAGGACCAGGUCCAGGACAGGCAUUCCAACAUGAAUAAAGUUGGCAUUGUUCCUCCAAGAACCAAGUCACCUGCUGACGAAUCAUACAGCACUGCUGGAGUUUCCCGGCCUAACAGCAGAUUGCCAAAUGGAAUUUCUAGGGAGCGUCCAAAAAGCGCUGUGUUUCCUACAGAGGUGAAGUCAAAGAUGAGUGUGGAGGAGCAGAAUGAGCGAAUCCGUCGCAACCAGAGCAGCUCUGUGAGGGACAAGAGGCGGAGCCUAAACCUAUCAGGCAGUCAGUCUACACCGAACUACAAAGUGAUUCGUAGGCGUCUGACAGCUCAUGAGAUAGACAUCAAAGACUUAGAGGCAGCAGUUCGAGGCCCGGGGCUGGAGUCUCCUCGGGAGGAAAUUGCUCGGCUGAGACGGUUAGAGGUUGAACCAGAACACUAUGACCUGGACAUCAACAAACAGCUGAUGGCUCCUGACAAGGUUCUGAUCCCAGAGCGCUACCUGGAUGUAGAUGAUAACUCUCCUCUGAGCCCAGAGGAGCAGAAGGAGAAGCAGAAAAAACUGGAACGGAUCAAGACCCUCAUUGCCAAAUCAAAUUUGCAGAACAUGGUUCCUCUCCUGGAUGGCCCAGUGGAGGGUGGAGCUCCAGUGAGCUCCCAGCAGCAGUUGCAGGAACAGGAGAAGCGUAUUGAGAUCUCCUGUGCUCUGGCUGCUGAGGCCUCACGUCGUAGCCGCUUUCUCUCUGCCCAGUGCGCCCACAGUCCCCCCACCUCCCCGACCAGCCUGGCCCCUCCCCCUUCCACUGCUGACUUCCCCAACUCCGCCCACAUCAUGAAGGUGUGAGUCUGAGCAGUUCAAGCCCUGGCUGCUGUCAAGUUUGAUGGAGCAUCUUUCUGAGGAUUCACUGAACAAGCUGAGCAACGAAGAUUGCCCCAAACAAAUGACUUUUAAUUUUUUUAGUAGCUAAACUGAUACAACAAAGGCACGGAUACCUGUCAAAGGAGGUCCAUAGAGGCAAGUGCAAAUUUGCAUCCCACGUUGACACUACGAAGACUUAAAAGCUCACUUCCAAAACUUCAAUUUAUUCAACCCACCUCUGUCUUCUAACGUGUGUGCCUGGAGGCACAAAGGAAGGUUGCAGUUCUCUUACCUGCUUCAAGAGGUGUAAUAGUUCUAUAUAAUUUAGCUCAGGACAUAUACUACAAAGUACAGAUUACUGAUGAACUAUGAUGAGGACGAUGAGAUGUUUUACACUCACUGUGACAGAAAGUCAUGAAACAGUGAGGUUUGAUAUGGACCUGUUCACAAGGAGAAACUACAUAUGAGAGGCCCACACUGGAGAUGAACCAGGAGAAAAGCUGCAGAUAAAUUAAGAGAGUUAGGGAUGCAGUCAGAUGAACGUGACUGAAGUUACAGAGGCGCUUUGAACAUGCAUCUGGACAUUAAAAGCCAGAGGAGAAUGUUUAUUAUCUAUAAAUCUCCAUAUCUACCAUGGAAAUCCCCCAGUGGCCCCUCACCCAGUGAGGAGCAGUACUUGAUGACAGACUGAUUUUGGGUAUUUUCCCACAGUGACACAUGCUCCCAGACCUUGACAACUCACCGAAACAAGAGUGAAGCCUCUCACCCUUUGUGAAAAGCUGAGCGAUCUCUUUCUGAACUCACUGUGAUGCCUGUUUUACCAAACCUCCAUUCCAUACCCUGCUCCAAUCCUGCUCCAAUCCUCUCAGCCUGAUCUCAAAUCAGUUACACUCAUAUGCAAACAUUAACAUACCGUACAUUUUUAAGGGACAAGUAGUGUCGCCUGGAGUAUAUUUAAUUUUCAUACGUCAUCCAUUUUUCAAACCAAACACAAGAACGCAACAUUAAGCAAGAUGAAGAGCAUUUCAUAAACCACGACUCGUCCUACAAAGCUGCUAACUACAGCUAUUUGUCCCAUAGUAAAAUCUGAAUAUGACAUAUGUGACACGCAAUGUUUCCUUGCAUCCCCCACCCUGUCUCAUAUUUGCUGUCAUGCUCAAUAUUUUUUAUUCAACUGCUGUAGGAUCAGACAGUAUACUCCCAAACCUCAGAGAUGCACAAUAUUAAUACCACCCUCAUUCUUUCUCUCCCAUUCAUAAUGCUAUCGUCAUACCCUCUGCCUGCUGUCAGAGAUGGACAACAACUGCUUUGUUUGGUGUGACGGCCCUGUCAGACUGUCCAAGCUGAAAUAUUUUCUUUUAGCUAAAUAAAGGUAAUUUUGUGCUAUCUGCAUGGUUGAGGGUUGUUAAACCCUAAGAACUUACUCACUUUGGUUGGACAUGCAUAUAUUAUUUUGUUCAGUCUAAAGUGGGCUUUCCUGAUUUUCAUCCGUCCAUCACUGAAAUGAGCAUAACACCAGCAGUGGAAUGUGUACUUGGGUAGACCAUGCAUAUUUCAACUUUAAAAAAGUAGAUUUAAAAAUAAAAAAACACUGGAAGGAAGUGACACAAUCCUCCGUUCUGGAUAUAAAGAAGCAUCUGUAUGAGACAGCUACAAAGCUAAAAAGGACAAACAGAAAUUGCUCAAAGUCAAAGGUAAGUUUAGAAGCUUUUUCUUAGUGGAAUUAAGAGUUUUCACUUUAAAUGUGCUCAACCUACAGCAUGUGCUCAUGGCAACAACAGUUUGGUACUUGUGGUAAGGUUUCAGCAAAGUCUCUAACUUACCUAACCAUCUUUACGUAACAUUGAUGGUGGUCAUCCGGUGGAUAGACAAUAAAAAUGUAAGCACACACUGCUGGUAGGAAACAGAGAGCCAUCCACCAACCUUCACACCAUCACUGUACAUUGCUCUAUGGAAACCUAACAUAUCUGAGCUGUUUUGGUACAGAACACUGGUACUGAGUAUAAUUCUCUAAUUCAGUACAGGUGCAUAUGACUGUAAUUCAUAUGAGUUGCAACCUGAAGUGUUACCUCACAGCAUUUGGUGAUGGUGUCGCAUUUGGAUUAAUCAUCAUAUGGCUCAAGAAAUUACCCCAGUGAUUGUCUACAGAUAUAGGUUUAAGUAUGUUGGUUUUAUCUUUAUAAAUGGUAAGCUGUAUGUGGAAAGUGAAAAUAGAAGUGACCUUAGAUGUGUAACUGUGUCUGUGUAGAGAAGCUAGCUAAUGAUACAUUCAUUUGAGAGGAAACAUAAUGGGAAAUCCUGUCAUGUAGCAUAUCCCAACAAGACUUCAUGCCAUCUUGCAGUGCCAUAGAAUGAAGCAUGUCUUUGUGUUUGUUGUGAUGAAUAGACAUAUUCAUGUAAUGACUUACAAAGGAGUUUGAAUCUGGAGGAAAUGUAAUGAUUGAUGAUACCACUGGAGGGUGCCAAAGUUAAAAAUGUUCUAAAUCUGAACAGAGUGGUUCAGUGGCAACUUAGUGGCAUUGUGAUGAAACUCCAAAAUGGCCAAAAUUAUAUUGGUAAGUAAAACAUUUUAGAAUAAAAACAGUGGUUUGAAUACAAAAAUAUGUUUAAAUUAGUCAUUUAUCAUUUAUUGGGUUAGGGUUAGGGUUAUUUCCCAGUGACACUUUUUUUCAUAAUGCUUUUUUUUUUUAACUGAAGAAAGGAUAACUUAAAGGAAAAUAAUGAAAUCUCAUUUCAUAUUUGUCAGUAUUGGCUUCUCAGUUAAACAGAACAAGUAUAUGGCAAGUGGGGAGUUUCAUCUGCUGGUAUUUUAGAGCAGUGUGACUGCUUCUACCAAUGUCUUUCACAUGUCAUGCUAAAACACCCGUCCAUAAAAAGUCAAGGCUAUCUCUAUCAUAAAAAAGUGUUUUAACUUUUUGUGAUAUAAGACCUUGUUCUCAGUCUCUUCAUUGCAAAAUCCACCAAAGUUAAACUCUGUCACCACAUACACACCCCUCCUGUUUGUCAUGAUUAUCGCUGUUCAUCAUGCUUGUGUUGCCCUUACACACUUCAGUGUUCAGGUGACCUGUCUUUACAGAAAGCUGUAUGUACCCAGAUUUAGAGACAAUAUGUUGCAGAAAAUUAAAUAAUGGAAUUCUAUACUGAAAGCAGUUAACACUUUUCACUAAGCAAAAACAAACGAGGAUUUAAGAGAAUACUUCUAUUUUUUCUUGUUUUCAGUUUUUUUUUUGUUUUUUUUAGAAAGGGAAUACAUUCAAAAGAGGCAGUACAUAUUUUUUUAGAUGCAUGGUUAUUCAAUGACAAGUUGACAGGUGCAAUUUUUACACUCAAUUACUCAACGUUUUGCAUUUUUCCACAAGAUUUCGUUUUUAUUGUAUUGCUGUUGAGGACUGUGCAGGACAUAGAUAUUUUUGGAUUAAUUGGAAUAUGAUGUGUUAAAAACUGACAGCCGAAAGGUGGUGUCCAAUAUUUGAUACUAGAUGUAGCAUUUGUGGCUUAUGAAAAUAAAUAAUAUAUACAUUAUAUAAAUUGGUCAGUGUAUAUAGUAUUAUGAAUAUCAGUUACUAUCACACUAUCACAUGUAACCAUUGCUACGUUGGGGGAAAAUAGGCAAACUGCUUGAACUAUGCAAAUGAUAAAAAAGAGACAAAUAAUACGCUAGCUUUCAGAAAACCUUGCAAUAAAGUGAAUGUAUACAAAUGUGUUCUCUAGAUGCUUCUGAAUUUACCACACUAUUUUGUAUGAUAAAAACAUGUCUCACUGUCUGGAAUGAUGAUAUAUUUACUGCUGUUUAAUCCACUUGUUGAUGAUGAAUUUCACUGCCAAAAAUACUGAGACUACUGAGGUAAACUGUCCAGCCCGCUUGUUAACAAUAGGCUCCCUGAUGAUAUUCUACAGACUUUGAUAUAUCAAAUUGUAUGUCUGAAUGAAUAAAGUACAAAAGCAAAGACA
Scomber scombrus (Atlantic mackerel) is the source of this 7437-nucleotide messenger RNA. It is a transcript of the gene plekha6, whose product is annotated as pleckstrin homology domain containing, family A member 6. The record is from RefSeq and is a predicted model, not a curated record. Gene Ontology annotation, molecular function: nucleic acid binding. The transcript has 24 exons. The coding region runs from base 1 to 3471 and encodes 1156 amino acids. NCBI's taxonomy places the organism in Eukaryota, Metazoa, Chordata, Actinopteri, Scombriformes, Scombridae.